AUGUCACGCCGAUCUGGGGCUUGCUUAAGGUGUUGUCUCGUGUUUUUUGCUGUAGUUUCUGCUUUGGCUGUUUGUGGACCGGCUUUGUAUUGGAGAUUCAAGAAGGCUUUGCAAUUGGGAGAUUCAAAAGCCUCCUGUCCUCCUUGCAUCUGCGAUUGUCCACCCCCAUUAUCCCUUUUGAAGAUUUCCCCUGGUCUGGCCAAUCUCUCCGUUACAGACUGUGGGAGCAAUGACCCAGAUCUCAAGCAAGAGAUGGAAAAACAAUUUGUGGACCUUUUGACGGAGGAAUUGAAGCUUCAAGAAGCAGUUUCUGGCGAACACACUCGCCAUAUGAACAUCACUUUGUUUGAGGCAAAAAGGGCUGCUUCUCAGUAUCAGAGAGAGGCUGAAAAGUGCAUUGCUGCCACAGAAACUUGUGAAGAAGCCCGAGAACGUGCCGAAGCAUUGAUGAUCAAGGAGAGGAAGCUUACAUCAUUGUGGGAGCGACGAGCCCGCCAAAUGGGUUGGGAAGGGGAAUAAAUCUAUAAUUUCAAAGGCAACCUCUUAGUUCAACUAGUCGUCAAGUUAUUCAAUCCACAAGAUCAGUAGAAACUGGCAAGCGAAGUGCUUGGUUCUUCAGUCUGUCAAAGGCAUAAUGUUCUUCUCUUUUCCUCCAUUAAUUGUGUUGCACCUUUUCUGGAAACAUGUCAAUUCUACAUCAUAAUUCAUACAUGACAAUGUUAUAGAUCCCACUCUUCAGCAUUUGCUAAUAUAUAAUAUAUAUGAUUAUCGCCUUUUCCACCGUA
This is a messenger RNA of Cucumis melo (muskmelon), 785 nucleotides long. RefSeq lists its product as uncharacterized. The transcript is spliced from 3 exons. NCBI's taxonomy places the organism in Eukaryota, Viridiplantae, Streptophyta, Magnoliopsida, Cucurbitales, Cucurbitaceae. The record is from RefSeq and is a predicted model, not a curated record. Bases 1 to 519 code for a protein of 172 amino acids.